Apiotrichum porosum is the source of this 1401-nucleotide messenger RNA. RefSeq lists its product as uncharacterized. Gene Ontology annotation, biological process: amino acid transmembrane transport. The transcript has 5 exons. Gene Ontology annotation, cellular component: vacuolar membrane. Bases 1 to 1401 code for a protein of 466 amino acids. Gene Ontology annotation, molecular function: amino acid transmembrane transporter activity. The record is from RefSeq and is a predicted model, not a curated record. NCBI's taxonomy places the organism in Eukaryota, Fungi, Basidiomycota, Tremellomycetes, Trichosporonales, Trichosporonaceae.
AUGAGCUACGAGGUAAAGACAGAUAGCAAGCACGAUGACCACAUGGUGGUCAGCGUCGAGGCUGGACCCGACAUCGUGGUCCACGACGCAGUGUGGGGAGAAAUCAAGGAAGGUGGAACAAACUACCGCAGUCUCGGAUGGAUGAGUGCCGCGGUCGUGCAGACGAAGGUUCAAAUUGGUCUCGGUGUGCUUGCACUGCCCUACGUUCUCAGCAUUCUCGGCAUGGUUCCAGGAAUCAUCGUCGUCGCUGCCACAGGUGCCAUGGCUUUAUGGACUCAAUGGCAGAUUGGCGCCAUUAAGAAGACUCACCCCGAGAUCUUUUCCCUUGCGGACGUCGGUUUUGUCAUGUUUGGUCCUAUCGGCCGCGAAAUCUUUGGUGCUUUCUUCUGGAUCUAUCUCACUGUCAUUGCCGGCGCGGGAAUGAUCGGUAUUUCGACGGCACUCAACGCGCUGAGCACCCACGGCGCCUGCACUGUGAUCUUUGUGGCUGUCGCGGCGGUUGUCGUCGUCCUCAUUGCUUCGACUGAGACGCUGGAGAAGCUGGGUUGGCUCUCUUGGGCCGGUGUCGCGUGUAUCAUGACCUCGGUGAUCACUCUGGUUGCUGCUGUCUCGAGGCAGGACCGCCCUAGCGCUGCACCUCAGACUGGCCCGUGGGACAAGGGCGUGGUCGUUAUUGGACACCCUUCGUUUGUCGACGCGAUCAACGCGGUCGCUACCGUGUUCUUCUCGUUCGCCGGAUCCCCAUACUACUUCAACGUCGCGGCUGAACUUCGCAACCCCAACCACUACAACAGGUCUAUCACGGCUAGCUCUAUUUUCACGUCGUCGACCUACCUUAUCAUUGGAUCGCUUACCUACCACUACUGCGGCCAAUACAUUUCAUCCCCGGCCCUUGGAUCAGCUGGAAUUCUCAUGAAGAAGGUCUGCUACGGUAUCGCUAUGCCUGGCCUUAUUGUGAGCGCCGUCCUCAACACGCACAUGGCCGCCAAGUAUGUCUUUGUCCGCCUUCUCCGCAACUCGCACCACCUCACGGAGAAGACCAAGAAGCAUUACCUCUUCUGGAUCGGCUGCAUCGUUACCAACGGCACUCUUUCGUUCAUCAUCGCAGAGUCAAUUCCCAUUUUCAACGACAUCAUUUCCCUCACGGGUGCGAUCCUUGGCACUCCUUGCGCGUACACCAUGCCUCUUAUGAUGUGGUUCUACGCCAAGAAGCAGGAUCUCAAGGAGAGGCGCACACCGCUGCUCCUUGCCAUGGCACUCAUUAACGGUAUUCUGUUCCUGUGCAGUGUCUUCAUCGCGAUCGGCGGCACGUACACCAGCGUUGUCAGCAUCCGCGACAACUUGAAAUCGGGAGACGUCGGUGGUGUCUUCUCUUGCGCCGAUAACAGUAACAGUGUGUAG